Messenger RNA from Aureobasidium namibiae CBS 147.97, 2295 nucleotides. RefSeq lists its product as uncharacterized. The transcript has 2 exons. Gene Ontology annotation, cellular component: U2-type prespliceosome; U1 snRNP. The record is from RefSeq and is a predicted model, not a curated record. Lineage: Eukaryota; Fungi; Ascomycota; Dothideomycetes; Dothideales; Saccotheciaceae. The coding region runs from base 1 to 2295 and encodes 764 amino acids. Gene Ontology annotation, biological process: mRNA cis splicing, via spliceosome. Gene Ontology annotation, molecular function: RNA binding; protein binding.
AUGAGCGCCCUUCUUAGCCAUCCAGCGUGGCAGGUUCUGCUCGACAAAAACACAAACAAGCCGUAUUAUUACAAUCGCUCCGCCAACAUCAACACAUACACAGUGCCCGAUGAUCUUUUGACUCCGGCGCAGAAAGCUACAGGAUGGUCGCAAACCACAGCCGAUGGAGGUAGAGUCUACUUCUUCCGCAAGGACGACAAGACAAAGACAUCCUGGACUCCUCCACCCGGCUGGGAAACUCCUGCCGCUCCUGCCCCAGAGGCUCCGCAAUUCGUGUCAUCUAGCUUCCAGGCCCACCCUCCGGCUCGCGAACAGAGAGCUCCCCGAGAGAGCAGACCUUUCCACGAUCGUCGCGACGAAUCUAACUACCGGGGCCCUAUCGCCGUUGCCGCUACUGGUCCUGAGUAUGGUUCUCGCGAAGAAGCCGAGGCUGCUUUCACCAAACUGCUGAGGAAGUCUGGCGUCCAGCCUGGAUGGUCAUGGGAGCGCGCCAUGCGUGCCACUAUCCAGGAUCCUCAAUACCGCGCAAUCAAGGAACCCAGCGAGAGAAAAGCCGCCUUCGAGAAAUACCUAGACGAUGUUGUGCGCGAAGAUCAAGAGCGCGAGAAGGAGCGUAUCAAGAAGUUGCGCUCAGACUUCCGCUCCAUGUUGCAGACACAUCCCGAGAUCAAGCACUACACACGCUGGAAGACCGCCCGUCCCAUGCUGGAGAAUGAGGCCAUCUUCCGCGCUACCGACAACGAAGACGAGAAGCGCCGCAUGUUCGACGAUUACCUCGUCGAUCUCAAGAAGGCUGCUGAGGACAAGCGCCAGCACGACUACGAUGCAGCCAUGACGGGCGUCGCAGACAUUUUGCAAAAUCUCCAGCUCAAUGCCAAAUCGCAGUGGAUGGAAACACGUGAACAGCUGCAUUCGCAUCCAACAUUCCAGGAAGACCCCAAGUACAAGAUCUUGUCACCUUCUGAGCCCUUGCAGAUAUUCGACCGCUACAUGCGUAGACUAUGGAACGACGCACACAACGAGAAGCAACGUGCGGCUCAGCUCAAGGCUCGCGAGCAGCGCAAGGCCAGAGAAGGUUUCGCUGCUCUGCUGGCCGAACUCAGAGAAGCAGAGACAAUCAAGCCCGGUACUAUGUGGAAAGAGGUUUACCCAUUGAUUGAGAACGAGCCUCGCUACAUCAAGUUGAUGGACAAUCUAGGUCACAAGGACCGUAUCACCGACGGUUCCACUCCUCAGGAUAUCUUCUUCGACUUCCUAGAUGACUUUGACAAGGAGGUUCACGACAUUCGCCCUGCAGUUGAAGCCACUCUCAAGGAAGAGCAUUUCCGUUUCGUCCCUUCGACCACUCUGGAAGAGUUCCUGCAAGCCAUUAGACACGACAGACGCAUUUCGGCGAUGAACCCCCAUCUCUUGGAAGAGGUGUACAAGAGACUGCACAGAAACGCCCUCGACAGGGAAGAAGACAUCGAGCGUGAUGCCAAACGCCAACAGCGCAAGGCAGUCGACGCAUUGCGUUCUCGCAUCAAGCAUCUAGAACCCCCCGUUUUGAUCGGAGACACAUGGGAGCAGGUGCGUCCGCGUGUUGAGCGCAGCGAAGAGUACAAGGCCGUGACCAGUGACGAGGACCGCCAACUCGCCUAUGACAAAUUCAUGAAUAGGCUUAAGGAAGAUGCCGCCGAGCGAGAACGUCUCCGCCGCCAUGAUAGAGAACGCGAAAGAGACCGUGAUAGACGCCGGGACCGCGACCGCCGUCGUAGCCGCUCUCCUCCCUCUCGCGAGGUUGAUGCUUACGAAGCCGAUCGCCGCCGCGCUGCCUCCGAACGUGAGCGCCAGUACCGCCACUCGAGCAUCAGCGGGCUGUCCCCACCACCGCGUGAACGUCCAAGAGCCCGCGACGAUCGCUACGAGAGAGACGUAGGCGACCCGAGAAGAGAAAGACAAGUCAGUCUAUCCAUAUACGAUCGCGAGAGAAGAGAACGCGAAGCCGAACGCGAGAGGUCGUACAUUAGUCGUGCCGACCCACGCACCAAGGCCAGCGAACUCGACUACGGCGACGGCGGAGACAGCCCCAAGCCCGAGAGCACUUCGGGCGGCAACAAUAGCAGCAGCAACAAGAGAUCUGCAGCGGCCAGCAAUGGCGACGGCGAUGCAAAGAGGCAGGCCAAGCGCCCUCGUGUCGGUGAGCACUCUUCCCGCAAUGGUGGUUCUGUUACUCCCGCUCUCUCGGCCGCAGGAAAAGACGACGAACCCGCGCUGCAGUCUGGCAGUGAAGAGGGCGAGAUUGAAGAGGUCUAG